CAUGUUGGGAGCCGACGCGGACAGGCAGCCUCGCUGCGGUUUCGGAUGUUGCGAGCCCUGCGGUCUUCCAGAGCACAGAGGCCAGUAGCCCCUUGGGCUGAUAAGUGGCCCGGCUGGAAAAUGGGCACCAAAUCUGACCAGCUCCUGAUUGUAGUUUCUAUCCUGGAAGGGCGUUAUUUUCCCAAACGUCCAAAGCAUACACUUGUAGUAGAAGCAAAGUUUGAUGGUGAACAUUUAGCCACAGACCCUGUAGAACAUACUGAUCAACCUGAAUUUGCCACGGAAUUAGCUUGGGAACUAGACAGGAAAGCACUUCACCAACACAGAUUACAGCGUACACCUAUCAAGUUACAGUGCUUUGCUUUGGAUUCUUUAUCUGCAGCCAAAGAGACUGUAGGUUACAUUGUACUAGAUUUAAGAACUGCUCAAGAGAAGAAGCAGCCACCAAAAUGGUAUCCUUUACUCAGCAAUAGAUACACAAAAUUUAAAUCUGAAUUACAACUAAGCCUGAUGUUAGAAACUGAUACCAAAGCAUCCGUGGAUGGGUUUAAAGCAAAGGAAGCACCCCCCAGAGAUGUAACAGUACCUCUUCAGCUUCCUGGGUUGGAUCCCAAAAAUCUUGUAGCAGUUCUGAAUGAAGAAGAAGGAUAUCAUCAAAUUGGACCAGUAGAAUAUUGCAGAGACUAUUUUGUUUUGUCUGUUACUGUUGCAUUUGCUACGCAGUUAGAACAGCUAAUACCUACCACAAUGAAACUACCGGAACACAAGCCUGAAUUCUUCUUCUACUAUUCACUACUGGGCAAUGAUGUUACCAAUGAACCAUUCACUGACUUGAUGCACCCAAACUUUGAGCCGGAGAGAGCAUCUGUGAGAAUACGCAGCAGCAUCGAAGUUCUUAGAGCUUAUUUUUUGGCUCACUCAAAGUUGCAGAUCCAUCUUUGCUGUGGUGACCAGUCUCUUGGAAGCACGGAAAUACUUCUAACUGGUUUGCUGAAGAAAGGAAAUGUGGAAAUCCAUCGACACCCGGUAGCUAUUGAAGGAGCAUUCAUUCUUGUCCCUCCUAAUAGGGCCCGACAAAAACUGCCACCAGUGCCUUUGGAUAUGGCACCCACCGUUGGGGUAUCGAUAUCUCUACAAAAAGAUUCCAAAGUUUCUCAGCCUGUUAUCCAGUUAGAUUCGAAGGCUGAAUCUGCAAAUGUGAAAAGAGCUUUGUGUCCAACAAAAGAUGAAGAAGGAAGUCCUGAACCCAGUUCCCGUAAUGCACUACCUCAAACUCGCCAUUCGCCUCCCGUAAAAGAGGAUGCAACAGAAAGUGAAGUGGAAAGUCUUCAGUAUGACAAGAACCCAAAGCCAGAGAAAAAAGCCUUGCACACCCAAGUACCUCCUUCAGAAAUUCAACGUGUCAGUACCUCUCAAUCUACUACAGGGCAAAAAAUAGCUGUUCCAGCUGCAUCCCAUCAUUUCUGCUUCUCAAUAGACUUAAGAACGGUCCAUAAUCUGGAUGCUGGGUUUCCUGUGAAUUGUAUGCUAAGGUACUCAUAUCCAUUUUUUGGCAGUGCUGCACCCAUUAUGACAAACCCUCCUGUGGAAAUACGAAAAAACAUGCAAGUGUUCCUUCCCCAAUCCUAUUGUGCAUUUGAUUUUGCAACUAUGCCGCAUCAACUUCAGGAUACAUUCUUCAGGUUACCAUUGUUGGUGGAGCUGUGGCACAAAGAUAAAACAGCCAAAGACUUGCUCGUAGGAGUUGCAAGGCUCCAGCUUUCAAACGUUUUGGCUAAAGAAAAAACCCGUUUUCUAGGGACUAAUGGGGAACAGUGCUGGCGUCAGACCUUCAGUGAAACAAUUCCUAUUACAGCAGCACAAGGGCCAAGCAACAAAAUAGCAGAUCUUUCAUAUACGGUGACUCUAGAAGAUUAUGGGCUUGUGAAAAUGCAUGAGGUUUUAGUGUCUGAUUCUUCUCGGUCUUUAGGUGCUGAUGAGCCGCCGCUGGUUCCUCCACCUCAACCACAUAAUGUUGCUGAAGUUCAUCCAGAGCCACGAGAAACUCUAGAAUACAAAGCAGCACUUGAAUUGGAAAUGUGGAAAGAACUACAGGAAGAUCUUUUUGAAAAUCAGCUGAAGAAGAAGGAGCUGGCUCAUAUGCAAGCUCUUGCGGAGGAGUGGAGAAAAAGGGACAGAGAAAGGGAAGCAUUAGUGAAGAAAAAAGUUGCAGAAUAUACAGUUUUGGAAGAAAAGCUUCAAAAAACUUUGACUGACUUAGAGAAGCGUGAAAAACAACUUGUCAGUGCUGAAACUGAGCUCCAGACAUUGAAGAAAGAACUUCAAGCAGAGCAUGAGCGAAAUCGUCAGGAGCUUCAAGAUGCAAUGCGGCGAGUCAAAGAAGAAUGCGUACAUCAGGUUGAGCUGGAGAGGUCAAGGUUCAGACAGUUGGAAGAGGACAAGCUCCGCCUUCAUCAACAACUGCAUGAGGCAGAGAACAAGCAUAAGGCUCUGGAGAAAGAGUUUCAGCAGUACAAGGAGCAGCAAAGCAGCAAACCAGAAAUUCGACUGCAAUCAGAAAUAAGUAUUCUAACUUUAGAGAAGGGGGACCUUGAAAGGAAGCUAGAAUCUGCCACUAAGGCAAAACUACACUACAAGCAACAAUGGGCACGAGCUUUGAAGGAACUAGCAAGGCUAAAACAGCGUGAGCAAGAGAGUGCCAUGGCCCGCCUUAAAAAGCAGCAACAGGAGCUUGAGCACAUGCGACUUCGGUACUUGGCAGCAGAAGAGAAAGAAUUGGGGAAGGCACAACGGCAGGAGCUAGAGGAUAUCAGAAAUGAACUGAACAGAUUAAAACAAGAUGAAGACAAAAAGCAGUCACAAGAUUCCCAGGAUGUUUUGGGGGUGCAGCUGCAAAACUCUCACACUCGACAAGUGGAUGAGAGUUUAGACGACUAUCUUGCACGUCUCAUAGAAGAGAGGGAUACCUUGUUGCGAACAGGUGUAUAUAAUCACGAAGACCACAUUGUCAGUGAGCUUGAUCGUCAAAUCAGCGACGUGCUUGCCAAAAGGAGCAGAUGCAAGUAGCAAAACUUGCAGAACGGAUUUUUUAAUAUUUAGCAAAACGACCCAGGUUUUAGUGAAUGAUUCAUUGAAUAGGAUGCUGAAGGACUUGCUCACGUGCUCUGCUUUUGUCUCCCAAGACUUACUGCAGUGUAAAAAUAGCCCUAUUCUACCAUUGAGGUCUUAGGAGAGAAGAAGCAUUGACUGGAUUUUUUACACGAUUUAAAAAUGGCUGGACAUAUUUAAAUAUUUAUUUUGGUAGGUCAUUGAGUGUUCUACGUCUCCUCCCCAUUGCCUCAGCUUGUUUUAUUUAUAGAAGCUUUUAAAACUUCAGUUCUAUGUUUCUGUUCAGUAUUUUUAAUAACUUGUUUUGUAACUAUUUACCUGUCUACUUGUGUGUGUUUUUAAUGAUUUAUAUAGAAACAAUUCAAUAAAAUUGCACUAGGAAAAAGGA
Elgaria multicarinata webbii is the source of this 3496-nucleotide messenger RNA. It is a transcript of the gene CEP120, whose product is annotated as centrosomal protein 120. Bases 46 to 3066 code for a protein of 1006 amino acids. The transcript has 20 exons. Lineage: Eukaryota; Metazoa; Chordata; Lepidosauria; Squamata; Anguidae. Gene Ontology annotation, cellular component: centrosome; centriole. The record is from RefSeq and is a predicted model, not a curated record. Gene Ontology annotation, biological process: interkinetic nuclear migration; centrosome cycle; positive regulation of centriole elongation.